Diceros bicornis minor is the source of this 1880-nucleotide messenger RNA. RefSeq names its product homeobox B1 (gene HOXB1). The record is from RefSeq and is a predicted model, not a curated record. Lineage: Eukaryota; Metazoa; Chordata; Mammalia; Perissodactyla; Rhinocerotidae. The transcript is spliced from 2 exons. Gene Ontology annotation, cellular component: nucleus. Gene Ontology annotation, molecular function: RNA polymerase II cis-regulatory region sequence-specific DNA binding; DNA-binding transcription factor activity, RNA polymerase II-specific. Bases 19 to 924 code for a protein of 301 amino acids. Gene Ontology annotation, biological process: regulation of transcription by RNA polymerase II.
CUCCUGAGGCCUCCACGCAUGGACUAUAAUAGGAUGAACUCCUUCUUAGAGUACCCACUCUGUAACCGGGGACCCAGCGCCUACAGCGCCCACAGCGCCCCUACCUCCUUCCCCCCCAGCUCGGCUCCGGCUGUUGACAGCUACGCAGGCGAGACUCGCUAUGGCGGGGGGCUGCCCAGCCCCGCGCUCCAGCAGAACUCAGGCUAUCCCGCCCAGCAGCCGCCUUCGGCUCUGGGGGUGCCCUUCCCUAGCUCCGCAUCCUCGGGGUACGCGCCGGCCGCCUGCAGCCCCAGCUAUGGGCCUUCUCAGUACUACCCUCUGGGCCAACCGGAAGGAGAUGGAGGCUAUUUUCAUCCGUCGAGCUAUGGGGCCCAGCUAGGGGGCUUGUCCGAUGGCUACGGAACGGGCGGAGCCGGCCCAGGGCCAUACCCUCCGCCGCAGGCCCCUUACGGGAACGAGCAGACGGCGAGUUUUACAGCGGCAUAUGCUGAUCUCCUCUCCGAGGACAAGGAAUCUCCCUGCCCGUCAGAACCCAGCACCCCCACGGCCCGGACCUUCGACUGGAUGAAGGUUAAGAGGAACCCUCCCAAGACAGCGAAGGUGUCGGAGCUGGGCCUGGGCGCGCCUGGCGGCCUCCGCACCAACUUCACCACGCGGCAGCUGACCGAGCUGGAGAAGGAGUUCCAUUUCAACAAGUACCUGAGCCGGGCCCGGAGGGUGGAGAUCGCCGCCACCCUGGAGCUCAACGAAACGCAGGUCAAGAUUUGGUUCCAGAACCGGCGCAUGAAGCAGAAGAAGCGCGAGCGGGAGGGAGGCCGGGUGCCCGCAGCGCCUCCAGGCUGUCCCAAGGAAGCGGCCGGAGACGCCUCCGACCAGUCCGCAUGCACCUCCCCAGAAGCCUCGCCCAGCUCCGUCACCUCCUGAACUAAACCUCCCAACCCACGAGGCUCCCCCGAACCGGAGCGCCCCGGUCCUGCCCUCUCCUCCGCUCUCCCUAACCCAGGCCUCGGCUUUAGGGCGAUCCUCACCAACGCAGGGGGCGCCAGUUUAGGGCUGCCUUUGGGGUGAAUAGGGAAACACUUUUCUCCGGUCUAGGCGGGGUGCUGAUGGCUGCAGAUCCUACAGGACCAGAGGCAUGGGAGACACUGAAACUGUCAAAUGUGGAGAGAAGGGCUUCCUUCCACCUUUGAUCUGGGCAUCAGCACGUGGGUGGGGCGAGAGCAAGCAACAUCCUCCAGGAUUCUCCUUUCCCUUCCAACACCAGUUUAUUCAGUUCAGUGCCUUUGAGCUGUGAGGACUCUCCCCAUGCACUCCUAUCCUAACUCCCCCUUCUAGGCUUGGAACAGAGAGAAGGCCUUGAAGUUUCCUGUGUGGGAAGUGUUUGGGGGCCGGCAUAUUACUAAUGCUUAAUCUCUCCAGUCACCACAGACCUUACAAUAGCACCAGCUGCCUUGUGACUGACCAAAACUCUCCCCAGUCUAACCCUAUGAAACCCCUCCCUGCACAUUUGUAUUGCACUAAGGCAGCCUCCAGAGGUUGUUUUCUGAGACCUGCCUCCUCCCACCAGCGACCUCAUCUCCAAGCCACCAAAGCGUUUUGGAACUUGGUACUCCAGAGACUUGUGGAACGUUGUGUGGGGCCUGCCCCUAGCACACCUCUACCAGGAAGGCGCAGGCAUGCCCCCACUAGUUCCUCCCCUAUUUAUUGCCUCCUGGAGAACCCAGGACCCUCCUCUCCAUCCCUAGCCCUACCCCUGGGGCAGCUCAGGGAGGCCCUGGUGCAGAGAGGGCUCCUAGCAGCAACAAGCAUUUCUCUGAACCUUGGAGACAGUGGAGGCACCUCCUGAGUUUCUGGAAACCUGAGCCCCAAGCAAGCCGGGC